Molecule: messenger RNA, 956 nt
Organism: Rotaria sordida
Lineage: Eukaryota; Metazoa; Rotifera; Eurotatoria; Philodinida; Philodinidae
Source: the annotation of a GenBank genome assembly
UACCGCUUAUAUUCAUUAUUUUCGGUGUAAUUGGUUUUAUUGGUAAUGCAUUUACAUUUCUUCAACCAACACUUCGAUUUAAUACUUGUUGCAUUUAUUUACUUUGUGGUUCAUUAGUCGAUAUUAUUAAUCUUUUUGUUAAUCUUUUGACUAACUAUCUAAAUGCUACGACUGGUUAUAUACUUUCUUUAAUAACUAUUCGUCAUUUAUGUAAAUUGAAAAUUUUUAGUUUAGUUUUUUUGCCUCAAUUAUCUAUAAACUUUUUGGCUUUGUCUCUUAUCGAUCGUUUUGCUUGUACAUGUAGUUUAACAUCAUCUAUAAGACAUAUUCGACGUUUAAAAAUGGUACCAUGGAUAAUCGUUAUUACUAUUAUUAUUAGCGGUGUUAGUUCACUGUACUCAUUUAUCGACUAUGAUGUUGUACCCAAUUUGGGAUGUAUAUGUACAAAUCGACUUUUCAAUGCUGUUUCAUAUAUUAUUAUUCAUGGUUUUACAACACCAUUUGUAAUGUUAAUAUUUGUAUUACUUACUUAUCGGAAUGUUAAACUAAGUCGUCAUCGAGCAGGUUUAAAAAAACUUGUAAACAUAGAUCGAUCUCGAAAUCCAUUUAUUCGAAUGAUUUUUACUCAAGUUUUCACAACAAGUUUCUUAACAUUACAAUGGAUUAUUUUUUAUAUCUAUCACUUGAUCGUUGUAGAUAAUAUCAAGAGUGAUGAACAACAAAUUCUUCAUUAUUUUGUUUGGUAUGUUAGUAAUAAUAUCUAUUAUCUUAUUAAUGUUAAAUCAUUUUAUCUUUCUACUUUAACAUCACGCUCAUUUCGAAAAACGUUUCUUGACGCUUUAUUUCAAUUGUUAUCUUGUUGUCGACAACGACAAAAGAAUAGAGAAUUUUCAGAAAGAUUAACUAAUGGUUCUUCAAAAAAUAAAGCAGAUGAAAAGUCACAAUAUGAAAUGUAA